UUCAUUGGUAAAGGAGUGCGGUUUGAAAUGGACUCAGAUGGCCAUAUAUGGGCUUUACGACUGACGAAAAAUCACGUGUAUGUUAAUGGUUGGCGCCAACCGCAGUCUCAUUGCGUUACAGCAGAGGUAAUCAAACGAGGCGGACGGCUACCAUAUGGAGAGCCUAUCAAGGUGUUCGACAUGGAUGAAUUCAAGAUUCGCCUAGCUAUGGAACAACAAACUGAGCCAGAUCUGAUGUCGAUACAGAAUUUCUGUGUUCUGUUUCUCAGUUUUAUCAAAACAGAUGAAGUUAUUGAGAAGACGCCAUGUUGGAUAGCAUUGACAGUGCUUCCCGCAUUGAAUCGCAAACUCAGCGACCCUGAAGUGUUGGAAGAAAUUGAAGAGAUUCGAGCAGAGUACAGAACAGCCAAAGAAAUACAAGAGGAAGCUCUAAGAAUUACCAAGAAAAGACAAUGGGCCAAACUGAAUCUUCGGUCUUCAAACUUUGAGAAAGAAAAGAAGAAAGAGGGCAGAAAAGCAAAUUUGGAAGCACGACAAAAGGCUAUUUCAGAGGGGUUGCCAUGGAGAUUCAGCUGGGAGAAAGAAGAAGAAAGUGGGAGUGAUGCAAGUGACGAGCAGUCAGAGUCAAAUAGCAGUGCGAUGGAGUCAACGUUAUAUGCCAGUGAAAGUUCUGAACAAGAAUUACGACCCUCUAACAUACGGAGAGCUGCAAUGAAUAAACUAAGUGAAAAAAAUCCUGGUUUGGUCACACGACGGAAUUCUCAGUUCGCUCGGCUGUUGCUAAACGAAACUAAGGAGGUUUACUAUACGUCAGACCACAGUGGGCAGAAAAUAGAGAAAAAACGUCAAUGGGCUAAAGUCAGUGAAUUAAGAAAAAGACAAGAUGAGACCGAUUUUUCGAAGUGAACAGGACUGGUAUUUUGGGGAAUCCUUGCCUUUUAGUGUUUUCUACAUUCAUGAAUAUGCAUAUCUGAUUUUGGCAGUGCUGAUUGACAACUGGCUGUACUGAAGUACUAGUACUUAAAAUCUGUAUUAGAAACUGUGACUUCUAUUGAAAUGGUACAAUGCAACAGAGGA
Molecule: messenger RNA, 1077 nt
Organism: Saccoglossus kowalevskii
Lineage: Eukaryota; Metazoa; Hemichordata; Enteropneusta; Harrimaniidae
Product: myosin-IIIa-like
Biological process (GO): regulation of DNA-templated transcription; peptidyl-serine phosphorylation; regulation of actin filament length
Cellular component (GO): myosin complex
Molecular function (GO): ATP binding; protein serine/threonine kinase activity; microfilament motor activity
Source: RefSeq, a predicted model, not a curated record